AGAGAGGUCCACCGGUUUUUUCUCGUUUUUAAAAAUUAAAAACCCUCUCAAAACCUCUCCCCCCUCCAGCGCUCUCUUCCGAGUACAGCCAAAUUUGUUUGUUUGGCUCUUUUUUCCCUCCCCUCUCUUUUUUUGCAUGGCACUGUCACUUCCACCUUGCGAACUCUGGUCCUGAAGCACAGGCGGUUUUGGAGGGCGAUCAUGGCGUCCGGUGACGAAUGGGAUGCUGAGAAGAUGUUGCAACUUUAUGUGCAUGAUUAUAUGGUGAAGAAAAACAUGCACAGGACUGCUGAGAUAUUCGCUAGAGAGGCAAAUGUUUGCAACAAUCCUGUUGUGAUCGAUGUUCCUGAAGGUUUCUUAUCUGAAUGGUGGUCAAUAUUUUAUGAUCUGUAUGCCUCUAGGCAAGGGAAUCAUCAUGAGACCGGUGAACAGUCCUCUGUCAAGGAUGCACAUAUGACAGAAACUAAGCCACAAAGUUCCAAUCCUCUAGCGCAACAGUUGGAGAUGAACCAGAAAAGGAUGGGGCAAUUCCCUACCAGCACUGAUCAUGAUAAGAUGCUGGGGCAGCCUGCAGCUUGUAUGAUGGCCACACAAAUGUAUGAGGAAGAGCAUCUAAGGCAAAAUUCAAGAAAUUUUGAUCCCAAUGUGCAUCUCCUUGAUGUUGAUAAAAUGAAUAUCUCAAAAUCAGCAGCAAAUAUUGCCAGUGCCAGCUCCUCACAGCUACAAAUUUCUAGGCCAAUUCAACAGCAGGGUGUAAGGGACAUUAGACUUGGUUCCAAUUUGGGGAGAGCAAUGCCUGGGGAUCCAACUAUUUAUGGAAUACCAAAAGCCAUGCUGCCAAGUGCUGGACCUUGUGAUGCUGUGAUAAACCAUGGGGUCAAUCCAGUGCCAUUGAGAGGAUGGCCUUUAACAGGAAUAGACCAAAUCCCCCAAGGUCUGGGGCAUCAAGUACUAAGCUCAUUUUUGCAGAUGCCAAACCAACAGCAACAAUUUCAGAUGUCAUCAGCACAUCAACAAAAGCUCUUAGCUCAACUACUGGCGCAAACACCAGCAAACCCGGUAUCUUCAUAUCCAGGAACCUCCAUUGAUAAGGAUACUCAAAGUAUGAUGUUUCCCUUGUGUGAUUCAUAUGUACAAGAUGGACAGAUGUUCGCCCGAAUGAAACAAACAGCAGAGCACCAGCAGCAUCAACAUCAACUACUGGGGCAACUGCUACAAGAGGGUGGCAAAAAGAGGAAGAGUCCAUUGCAUUCCCAGCCUGGGGACUAUAACAUGGAUCGUAAAGAUGCUGGGAAGGGUAAACUUGCAGAGGAAAAUAUAGAAUCAUUUUUGUUCCAUGAUGAUGCUGUUGCUAAUAAUACAAGUAUUCCUUUUGGCAUUUCGCAGCAACAUUUUGCAACUUGCAAUAAUGGUGAAUGUAAAGAACUCACUUUUGAGGAGGCCGGCUGCUUCAAUUCAAGCAGAAGUAAGGUUUUAUGCUGCCAUUUUUCUUCAAAUGGAAAGUUGUUAGCCAGUGCUGGACAUGACAGGGUUAUGAUUUGGAACAUGGAAACUUUUGAUCAUGUUAAUACUACUGAAGGCCAUGGCCAUCUCAUUACAGAUGUUCGUUUUAGACAAAACUCUACUGUUUUCGCAACUUCUUCCUUCGAUAGAACUGUACAAAUAUGGGAUGCAGGCAGGCCUAGCAGCGCGCUGUUCAAGCUUCUUGGGCAUACUGAACAAGUGAUGUCACUGGAUUUCCACCCGAAUAAAGUGGACCUUCUCUGUUCAUGUGAUAGCAAUGCAGAGAUCCGACUCUGGAAUGUCAACAACUGUGCUUGCACACGUGUUACAAAGGGAGCUAACAGACAAGUCAGAUUCCAGCCUCUAGUUGGGAAGCUUUUAGCUGCUGCCUCUGAGAGUGGCAUCAGUGUGAUUGAUGUUGAGACUGACUGCCUACAAUCCUUUUUGAAGGGACAUGCCAAAGAAGUCCGCUCAAUUUGCUGGGAUGCGAGUGGGAAUUACAUUGCCUCUGUUAGUGAGGACAGCGCAAGGGUGUGGUCAGCCACGAUGGGUGGAAAAUGCAUACAUGAAUUACAUUCAAAUGGUAGCAUGUUUGAGUCAUGCGCAUUUCAUCCUGGGUAUCCGCUGCUGUUGGUUAUUGGUGGUUAUCAGACCCUUGAGCUGUGGAAUCCAACAGAGAGCAGUAGAACAAUGACCGUUCAAGCGCACAAUGGGAUAAUUGCUGCUUUGUCUGAUUCACCUCAGACUCGAAUAAUUGCCUCAGCCAGCCAUGAUCACUCUGUGAAGCUUUGGAAAUGAUCUCUCUCUCUCUCUCUCUCUCGUGUUUGUGUAUGCAUGUGUGUGUGUGUGUAUGCACGCAUCUGCGUGUAUGCGCACGCAUUGGUUUUUGUCUUUUGAUCUGCAUGUUCAUGUGCCUGCAAAUGCAUGCCUGCUCAUGCAUGUCGCAUGUGCAUAUGGAGGUUUUUUAUUUGGACAGCUGUUGUUGCUGGGCUUACUACUUUGGAUGGUGGAUAAAUUUUGCUGGUCUUGGAUAAAUCAUACCCAGUGACAGUACCAUGGAGUAAAAGCAAUAAAUUCCAUAGUCAAGAAUACGCCCUUCCAUACACAUAAAGCAGUUGGAUAUGGAUACAAGAAACCCUUGGCACAGAACGGAUGCUGGCAGGUGAAUCUUUCCAGUGAGAUGUGCGUGUUCUAAAUUAAAGUUGAAGCAGAUUAGUGUUCAUGCAUGUCUUAAUUUGACUAUCAUUUCUCAAAGAAAGUUUGCUACUGCUUUGUGAGAAGUGGUUAUAAACUGCUGAAUUCACUAAUACCUGAACGUCAUGCAUAGAAUGUUUCGUUCUUUGUUACAAUUUUUUUAUUUAAACAAUUUUGGCAAGGGAGGUAUGUUGCUGUUGAAUAAGGGCUAUGCUAUUAAAUGUCUUUGUGAA
This is a messenger RNA of Malania oleifera, 2930 nucleotides long. RefSeq names its product transcriptional corepressor LEUNIG_HOMOLOG-like. The record is from RefSeq and is a predicted model, not a curated record. The transcript is spliced from 18 exons. Bases 202 to 2301 code for a protein of 699 amino acids. NCBI's taxonomy places the organism in Eukaryota, Viridiplantae, Streptophyta, Magnoliopsida, Santalales, Ximeniaceae. Gene Ontology annotation, molecular function: protein binding; transcription corepressor activity.